This is a messenger RNA of Canis lupus familiaris (dog), 10435 nucleotides long. It is a transcript of the gene PTPRD, whose product is annotated as protein tyrosine phosphatase receptor type D. Gene Ontology annotation, biological process: protein dephosphorylation. The transcript is spliced from 47 exons. Lineage: Eukaryota; Metazoa; Chordata; Mammalia; Carnivora; Canidae. Gene Ontology annotation, molecular function: protein tyrosine phosphatase activity; protein binding. Bases 930 to 6731 code for a protein of 1933 amino acids. The record is from RefSeq and is a predicted model, not a curated record.
GCGCGCCGCCGACAGGCAGCCUCGGCGGGCAGAGUGCGGGUACUUUGCCUUCUGAAGAAUUUGCAGGACCCAAGCACGCUUUCGGAGCGCCCCGAUUUUCUUCGGUCGGUGUCCCCUCCCUCCGGAAACGAAGAUCCCACUUGUGCAACAAACAGCACCCGAAGCAUCCUGCCCAAGCCAAAGCCCGACGGGCUGCUGAGCAUGUGCUGCCCUUUCUUGCAGUUUAUUCUGGGCCUGUGUGGAAUAGAGAGACAAUUCUUUAUUUGACUGGUAGGAAAGAGAAGAGAAGACUCCUCAGGGUUUCCAAGGAGGACUGGAGCGGCUGCUUUAGUGAAGAAAUGGAGAAUCAAAGAAGUAAAGGACCAGUCUCAAAGUCACACUACUAGGAAGUCCUGAGGGGUUUGACACUUUUCAUCCUCCAGCCAUUAAUCAUCUUGUAGGGAAAGGCUGUAUAUUGGUAGGAGUAAAGUGCCAGCAGUUCCUGGCCGGGUGAUAGUCCAGCUGAGGGUGUCUGACUGACAGCAUGUUGGCACCAGCAUUGAAGGGAGUGAUGGGCUUUGGCUCCAGGUUCCUGUCCUGAGACCACAGCAGGAUGUGCCUUGGACAAAGGCUUGGAUUCCUGGAUCAUCUGGUGACUUCAAGUAUCUGGUCUCAGGGUGGUGAACUUUUUCUCUGAAUUCCUAACCUGUGAGCUUAUGAUGAUGGUGCCUGUCAAUUAACUGAACAACUGUGGUUUUGAACCUCUUGAGGCCAGGGACUGUCUGAGAACACCUACAGUAUCUGACGCAAGGGAGACGUCUGGUAAACUGCUGUGGGAUCUAAACAAGCUCUGAAAGUGUUCCAGCUGGGGUUUCAGACCGGACCGACUCGCUGCAGCUCCCGAGGCGGUGCCCGCAAGGUGCCAGCGCGCGCUGCUGCGCCGCGGCAGGAUGGUGCCCGCAGGCCGGCCGCUGCUGCUGCUCGUCGCGCUCCUCCUCCGCGCCCAGGCCGAGACACCUCCAAGGUUUACGAGAACUCCUGUUGACCAGACUGGGGUCUCUGGCGGAGUUGCCUCUUUCAUUUGCCAAGCUACAGGAGACCCAAGACCUAAAAUUGUCUGGAACAAAAAAGGAAAGAAAGUCAGCAAUCAGAGAUUUGAGGUAGUAAUAGAGUUUGACGAUGGAUCUGGAUCAGUUCUCAGAAUACAGCCCUUACGGACUCCGCGGGAUGAGGCCAUUUAUGAAUGUGUGGCCUCAAAUAACGUGGGAGAAAUAAGUGUAUCCACUAGACUCACAGUUUUGCGUGAGGAUCAAAUUCCCAGGGGCUUCCCUACCAUUGACAUGGGCCCACAGUUGAAGGUGGUUGAGCGUACACGCACUGCCACCAUGCUUUGUGCAGCCAGUGGGAAUCCGGAUCCAGAAAUAACUUGGUUUAAAGAUUUCUUACCCGUCGAUACAAGCAACAACAAUGGCCGUAUUAAGCAGUUACGAUCAGAAUCUAUUGGUGGUACACCAAUAAGAGGAGCCCUUCAGAUCGAACAGAGCGAAGAAUCUGACCAAGGAAAAUAUGAGUGUGUUGCCACCAACAGCGCGGGCACUCGCUACUCUGCCCCUGCCAAUUUAUAUGUCAGAGAGCUGCGAGAAGUUCGCCGUGUCCCACCAAGAUUCUCUAUCCCACCUACUAAUCAUGAAAUCAUGCCAGGUGGAAGUGUCAAUAUCACCUGUGUGGCCGUGGGGUCACCAAUGCCUUAUGUGAAGUGGAUGUUGGGGGCAGAAGAUCUGACACCUGAAGAUGAUAUGCCAAUAGGAAGAAAUGUACUGGAACUGAAUGAUGUAAGACAGUCAGCAAAUUACACCUGUGUUGCUAUGUCAACAUUGGGUGUCAUUGAAGCAAUAGCACAGAUCACUGUCAAAGCCUUACCCAAACCUCCAGGAACUCCUGUUGUGACAGAGAGCACAGCCACAAGCAUCACGUUGACAUGGGACUCCGGGAACCCAGAGCCUGUCUCUUACUACAUUAUUCAACAUAAACCUAAAAAUUCGGAGGAACCUUACAAAGAAAUUGAUGGGGUGGCAACCACUCGCUACAGUGUUGCUGGACUAAGUCCCUACUCAGAUUAUGAAUUCAGGGUUGUUGCUGUCAAUAACAUUGGACGGGGACCUCCCAGUGAGCCUGUGCUAACGCAGACCUCAGAACAGGCACCAUCCAGUGCCCCACGGGACGUCCAGGCGCGGAUGUUAAGUUCAACCACCAUUUUGGUACAGUGGAAGGAACCUGAAGAGCCAAAUGGACAAAUCCAAGGAUACAGAGUUUAUUAUACAAUGGAUCCCACUCAGCAUGUCAACAACUGGAUGAAGCAUAAUGUAGCUGACAGCCAAAUCACUACUAUUGGCAACUUAGUGCCCCAGAAAACAUAUUCUGUCAAAGUUUUGGCUUUUACCUCAAUUGGAGAUGGUCCUCUUUCAAGUGACAUACAAGUCAUCACUCAGACAGGAGUGCCAGGGCAACCACUAAACUUCAAAGCUGAACCUGAGUCAGAAACAAGUAUAUUACUGUCUUGGACACCUCCACGUUCAGAUACCAUUGCCAGCUACGAACUGGUCUACAAGGAUGGGGAACAUGGCGAGGAGCAACGAGUUACCAUUGAGCCAGGGACAUCUUAUAGGCUGCAAGGGCUGAAACCAAACAGUUUGUACUACUUCCGUCUGGCCGCACGCUCUCCUCAAGGCCUGGGUGCUUCCACAGCUGAAAUAUCAGCCAGAACCAUGCAGUCAAAGCCAUCAGCUCCUCCUCAAGACAUUAGUUGCACCAGCCCAAGUUCCACUAGUAUUUUGGUAAGUUGGCAACCUCCACCCGUGGAAAAACAGAAUGGCAUUAUUACUGAAUACUCUAUCAAGUACACCUCAGUGGAUGGAGAAGAUGACAAACCUCAUGAGAUUUUGGGCAUUCCUUCGGACACUACUAAAUACCUUUUGGAACAGCUGGAAAAAUGGACUGAGUACCGCAUCACUGUGACAGCACACACAGACGUUGGCCCUGGCCCUGAGAGCUUCUCCGUGUUGAUUCGAACUGAUGAAGAUGUUCCUAGUGGUCCUCCUCGCAAAGUCGAGGUAGAGGCUGUCAACUCAACAUCUGUUAAAGUCUCAUGGCGCUCACCUGUGCCCAAUAAACAGCAUGGCCAGAUAAGAGGAUACCAGGUGCAUUAUGUGAGGAUGGAAAAUGGUGAGCCUAAGGGCCAGCCCAUGCUGAAGGAUGUCAUGCUGGCUGAUGCGCAGUGGGAAUUUGAUGAUACUACUGAACAUGACAUGAUUAUUUCUGGGCUACAGCCUGAAACUUCCUACUCCCUCACUGUCACAGCCUAUACCACCAAAGGAGAUGGUGCUCGCAGCAAGCCUAAACUGGUGUCCACCACUGGGGCAGUUCCAGGAAAACCUCGGCUUGUGAUUAAUCACACUCAAAUGAAUACUGCUCUCAUUCAAUGGCACCCCCCUGUGGACACAUUUGGACCUCUUCAGGGCUAUCGCCUAAAAUUUGGCCGGAAAGAUACGGAACCACUCACUACUCUUGAGUUCUCUGAUAAAGAAGAUCACUUUACAGCUACAGACAUCCAUAAGGGAGCAUCAUAUAUCUUCAGGCUCUCAGCCAGAAACAAAGUGGGCUUUGGGGAAGAGAUAGUGAAGGAGAUUUCUGUUCCAGAAGAAGUCCCAACUGGAUUCCCUCAAAACCUCCACUCAGAAGGCACUACUUCAACCUCCGUCCAGUUAUCCUGGCAGCCACCUGUCCUAGCAGAGAGAAAUGGCAUCAUCACCAAGUACACUCUUCUGUAUCGGGAUAUCAACAUCCCUCUUCUUCCGUUGGAGCAGCUUAUUGUUCCAGCUGAUACCACUAUGACACUCAGUGGCUUAAAGCCAGAUACCACAUAUGAUGUAAAAGUACGUGCUCACACGAGCAAAGGGCCCGGGCCAUAUAGUCCCAGUGUCCAGUUCAGGACACUGCCUGUGGAUCAAGCAGUGUUUGCAAAAAAUUUUCAUGUGAAAGCAGUAAUGAAGACUUCAGUGCUGCUAUCUUGGGAAAUUCCAGAAAAUUAUAAUUCCGCCAUGCCUUUCAAAAUUCUUUAUGAUGAUGGGAAAAUGGUAGAAGAAGUAGAUGGCCGGGCCACCCAGAAGUUAAUUGUCAACUUGAAGCCUGAGAAGUCAUAUUCAUUUGUGCUAACAAACCGUGGAAAUAGUGCUGGUGGGCUGCAACACAGGGUCACGGCAAAGACUGCACCAGAUGUGCUACGUACCAAGCCCGCCUUCAUUGGGAAGACCAACCUGGAUGGCAUGAUUACUGUGCAACUGCCUGAAGUACCCGCAAAUGAGAAUAUAAAAGGUUACUAUAUAAUAAUUGUACCUUUGAAGAAAUCUCGUGGGAAAUUUAUCAAGCCAUGGGAGAGUCCAGAUGAAAUGGAAUUAGAUGAGCUGCUUAAAGAGAUAUCUAGGAAACGCAGAAGCAUCCGCUAUGGGAGGGAAGUUGAAUUAAAGCCAUAUAUUGCUGCUCACUUUGAUGUCCUUCCCACUGAGUUCACCCUGGGGGAUGACAAACAUUAUGGUGGAUUCACAAACAAGCAACUCCAGAGUGGUCAAGAAUAUGUCUUCUUUGUGUUAGCAGUGAUGGAGCAUGCAGAGUCUAAGAUGUAUGCGACCAGUCCCUACUCUGACCCCGUUGUAUCGAUGGAUCUGGAUCCACAGCCAAUCACAGAUGAAGAAGAAGGCUUGAUCUGGGUUGUAGGUCCUGUGCUUGCAGUGGUCUUUAUCAUCUGUAUUGUCAUAGCUAUCCUUCUUUAUAAAAGCAGUAAACCUGACAGGAAGAGGGCAGAGUCUGAUUCUAGAAAGAGCAGCAUACCCAACAGUAAGGAAGUCCCUUCACACCAUCCAACAGACCCAGUAGAACUGAGGCGCCUUAAUUUUCAAACACCAGGUUCAGAUGAUUCCGGUUACCCUGGUAACCUUCAUUCUUCAAGUAUGGCUAGCCAUCCUCCAAUUCCUAUCUUGGAGCUUGCAGAUCACAUUGAAAGGUUGAAAGCAAAUGACAACUUGAAGUUUUCCCAGGAAUAUGAGUCAAUUGACCCUGGCCAGCAGUUCACAUGGGAACAUUCAAACUUGGAAGUAAACAAACCAAAGAAUAGAUAUGCAAAUGUAAUUGCAUAUGAUCAUUCUCGGGUUCUCCUAUCAGCAAUAGAAGGCAUCCCAGGAAGUGACUAUGUGAAUGCCAACUACAUAGAUGGCUAUAGGAAACAAAACGCCUAUAUUGCAACACAGGGAUCACUCCCCGAAACAUUUGGGGACUUUUGGAGAAUGAUAUGGGAACAACGGAGUGCAACAGUUGUCAUGAUGACAAAACUAGAAGAACGGUCCAGGGUGAAGUGUGACCAGUAUUGGCCUAGUAGAGGCACGGAAAGCCAUGGACUGGUCCAAGUGACGCUGCUCGAUACAGUGGAACUGGCCACGUACUGUGUGCGGACAUUUGCACUUUACAAGAAUGGGUCAAGUGAGAAGAGAGAAGUAAGACAAUUCCAGUUCACCGCCUGGCCUGAUCACGGCGUUCCAGAACACCCCACACCUUUCCUAGCUUUCUUACGGAGAGUCAAAACCUGUAACCCUCCUGAUGCGGGUCCCAUGGUUGUGCACUGCAGUGCGGGAGUUGGCCGGACUGGUUGUUUCAUCGUAAUAGAUGCCAUGUUAGAAAGAAUAAAGCAUGAAAAAACUGUAGAUAUUUAUGGCCAUGUAACUUUAAUGAGAGCCCAGAGGAAUUACAUGGUUCAAACAGAAGACCAGUACAUCUUUAUCCAUGAUGCACUGUUAGAAGCAGUGACUUGUGGAAAUACCGAAGUGCCAGCUAGAAACUUGUAUGCCUACAUUCAGAAGCUGACACAAAUAGAAGCAGGAGAGAAUGUCACAGGAAUGGAGCUUGAAUUUAAGCGUCUAGCCAGCUCUAAAGCUCACACCUCAAGAUUCAUCAGUGCCAAUCUUCCAUGUAAUAAAUUCAAAAAUCGCCUUGUUAAUAUUAUGCCAUAUGAAUCCACAAGGGUAUGCCUGCAGCCUAUCCGAGGAGUGGAAGGAUCUGAUUACAUCAAUGCCAGUUUUAUUGAUGGAUACAGACAACAGAAAGCAUAUAUCGCUACCCAGGGGCCAUUGGCAGAGACCACUGAAGACUUCUGGCGGAUGCUCUGGGAACACAAUUCCACCAUUGUUGUGAUGCUCACCAAGCUGCGUGAGAUGGGCAGAGAGAAAUGUCACCAAUACUGGCCAGCAGAACGAUCUGCAAGAUACCAGUAUUUUGUUGUAGAUCCCAUGGCUGAGUACAACAUGCCACAGUAUAUCCUAAGAGAAUUCAAGGUCACAGAUGCCAGGGACGGUCAGUCCCGAACAGUGAGGCAGUUCCAGUUCACUGACUGGCCAGAACAAGGAGUGCCAAAGUCUGGAGAAGGAUUUAUUGACUUCAUUGGCCAAGUCCAUAAAACAAAAGAGCAGUUUGGCCAAGAUGGGCCCAUUUCAGUACAUUGCAGCGCGGGCGUUGGAAGAACUGGAGUCUUCAUAACACUAAGCAUUGUUUUGGAAAGAAUGAGAUACGAAGGAGUUGUAGAUAUCUUCCAGACUGUCAAAAUGUUGAGAACACAACGACCAGCCAUGGUACAGACAGAGGACCAGUACCAGUUCUGCUAUCGAGCCGCACUGGAGUACCUGGGCAGCUUUGAUCACUAUGCAACGUAGAAACCCCGGACCCAUGCUGGGUUCUUCCUGCAGGCCCUUCAGUAUCCACGGAGUCUCUUCUGAGCCAUACAGGGCACUUGAGAAGUCCUUCUUAACUUCUAGCUAACUACCACUUAGUGGGACUAUGACACACAAAACAAAAUAAAAACAAACUCUUCUGGAUGGACCAAGAAUUCACAGUUUAAUAAUCUAACCUGAAAAAUAAUAAAGAGAAUCCUGACUGAUGAGGCAUCUAAAGGAUUUUAUUUACAGAUACCUCAAGGAUUCAAAAUAAAGGGAAGAAGAAAUCACAGCAAAGAACCACCAUCUUGUUCAGGAUUGUUUGUUAGGUGUGAGGAGAAAUUGCCAGAGUCCUGCAGUUCAGUGCAAGAUGUUUGCUGGUGUGGCUUCUCAUGAUGAAAUGGACUCUGCUGCGACAUCGCCCCUUCCCACCAUACUGCUCAUAAUAACAUUUUAGGGGGGAAUGGGGGGACAUGUUUAAAAAGAAAGUCUUUGAUUUAGUUUUUUAGUAUUGUAAAGAUACUGCUGACCUGUGCUUCAUUUUUAACUGUGUAAACUUUUUUUUAACAAAAUGUAUCAUUCGAUAAAGUGAAUUUUAAAAAAGUUACAUAACUCUUCAUUUUUUAAUUUCCAAAAUGUAGGUUUUUUUAAGCCGUAGAACUGUUAUCUGUAAUAUCUUGCUGUAGAAAUAUCCAAUAAUUUGAAAAUUUGCACAUUUUUGUGCAAUAUUCUUAAACUACAGUAUCAGUCUUGUCAGAUAUUACUUUUACACUUCUGUUCAGUUUUGGUUGGUGAGAAAGUACCCAUUCUCUUCAAAUAGUCAGAGAACUUUGUUUUGUUUUGUUUUGUUUUGUUUUUGGAAUCAACAGGGAGGCGCAAAGUAUAAAGUUGCUGCUAACAUAUAUACAUAUAUAUCCAUAUUUAACAGGGGUGUCUAUGUAUAUAUAAACAGUGUGUCCACUCAAAAAGAUAGACAUAGCUAUCAUUCAGUUCUUCCAUGAUUUAGUUGUGGGUUUUUUUUGUUUUGUUUUGUUUUUAGGUAGAGAAGCUAUUAUAAACAUCUUUUACAAUGUUACCAAUUUUAUGACAUAUGGAUAUUUCUUAAUAUCAUAAAAUUUUAAUUUUAAGGGAAAUGAGGAAUGCACAUCAGUGAUUGUCAAGCCUCACCCCCUAAUUUCCUAUCCAGUCUCCUCCCACCCACCUACUCAUAUUCACAAAUAUCCUUUUGUUAGCCAGGCUUCCAACAAAGUUCAGUAUUUCUAACACUCUAGUGCAAUAAAAAAAUUAUUAAAUAUCUAAGAGGUGUGCAUGUGGGAAAGGUCAGUGCAUAUCCCUUUAGGAGGGGAGAAUGUUGUAAUAUAUCAGCUAUCAAGUUGUUUAAAAAACAAUGUAUUCAAUCGUAUAUCGUCUAUAGUAUGUGCUAUAAAAUUUGCAUUUAUGAUAUGUAACAGGGGCAAAGCCAAACUCAUGUUACUCUGUUCAGUCAGAAACAUUUUGUGGCAUACAGCACAACUGGGAAGUGCUGUACUUUGUUUUCUUUUGGUUUUAGUUAUGCAUUUAGAGUGCCUUAUAAUUGAUGCCUAUUUUAAUAGCAUUUCUUUUUAGCCUUUGGUUCACAUUUUCAUUAGUUGUUCAUAUAUGUUUCUCUUCCAAUUAAAGCAUUAUCUGUUUACCACAUGUACAAAAACUCUUUGAAUAAUAUGCAUUCCUAGUUUUCAACCAAGUCGGGGAUGUUAGUGAUUGUACCAGCCCAAAGCACUUGGAUAAUCAGGGCCCUUCCUUUCAUGGUUGCCAACAUCAGGAAAAAAUGACUUGUUUUAUUUAGAAUCCCUUCCAUUCAGUAACUGCACCAAACUUACUUUAGUGACAACAUUGACAAUUUUGGAAUAUAUUUACUAGUCCAUUAGGAUUUUUCUAAAAUGAGGAUUAAACGAUUAGAUAUUUUCCAAUGUAAUUCCGAAUUUUCCAACAUAAGUGCUAUAGGAAGCCAUGGAAAAUGGCUUGAGUUUGCCAUAUCUUAUAUGAUUUUAAAGAACCCUCAAAUUAUCCAAGGAACUCUUAAAGAGUUUUGGUAUAGAUAUAAUAUUUUGGUUUAAUUUUAGCUUCAUUGAUGUUCAGCAUACAAAGAUUUUUGUUUUCCACAUUUUACCAUCACUAGCAGAAUGAAAUCCAAGAGACCAAACACUUGCAAGCAUCAUAUUGAGCACUUUUGUAAAAAAAGAAAAAAGAAAAAAAAAAGAAAAAAGAAAAGAAAAAAAAAAGGAAAAAAAGAAAAAAAAAGGAAAGAAAAAAGAAAAAAAAAGAAAAAAUACAAUACUAAAAAAAAAAAAAGUAUCUAGAAGGCUACCUCAGAAUGAGACUCUCUAACCUACAUCAGAACCAGAGAAGAAUGUGCACUAUGUGGAUCUGUUGUCGUUUUCUUUUAGUUUGUAUCUUUUGGAGAUUUAUCCAAGUGCCAGUGAUUUACUGAGUGCUGUGAUUUUCAUUUAGUGAAACAAAGGGGGUCAGACAGACUUGCCGACAUGCCACGUUAGACAUGUAGAAUCUGAUGGUGUAUAUUACACACCAGAAGGAAUUGCCAAUGAACAGUUUCUCUCCCUGAGAUAAAAACUGCCCAUUUGGCAAAGGGAAAGAGGAGAAUAUUCACAAGAAGAAAAUUAACGGGAUGCAUACCAUACAAAUGAGGCAGAGACUAUCCAGAUAUCUUAAUGUUUAGGCGCUGUUCCGAGAACUAACUCCCUUACUGUCAUUGAUGUGCAUUCCACUCUGUGCUUUUCUGUACAACCAUUCUAGUUUGAUUUUCCCAGGUAAACAUCUUUAUCUACCAUUACCAUUAACUUUCGAGUUUCCAAUUAUUUUCAUCAUCAUAACCAGUACGGUGCUAUUAUUUACCUAUGUACGUGUAGUUAUGUAUAAUUUUGUAAUUAGUUACAAUGGUAAAAAAAAUCAAAAUAUAUAAAAAGUGAUUUGUACAGAACUUUAUUUUAGCUCUUUUUUAAAAAUGAUUUGCAUGGUUAGACAACGGCGAGGACAGCCAGGGGAGGGAAGGGCCUCUAGGGAACUUUGCACUUUCUAUACCUUUGUACUAUGCACUGCCCUAUUGAUUCUACACCCAAUAAUGUUAUUACUUGAACCCAUCUAUAAGAAACUGCUUCAGAAAUUCAUUUGUGCGUAUGUAAAUAACACAACAUAGAUGCAGGAAUGGAAAAAAUUCUUCAGUAACAUAGAGAAUUUUUUCUUUCCUGUUUAUUUUUGGGUUUGCUUUGUUUUAGCCUCUCCUUUUCAUUUUUAAUUCCCGUUUCUUUUAACUUUUUUGGGUUUUGGUUUCCUUUGGGUUUAUGGGUGCCCUGAUACUCCAGCAGAGAUCAGAAGGCUACAGAUCCAUCCUAUCCAUCUGUUAUGUGGCUUUGCCAUUCAAGCUUGGAGUGUCUUUACAAAGAUAAUAACAGUUGUGUUCUUUGCUCUCGUUUUGGAUGCAUAGACUGAAAAAUUAAAAAAAAUAACUUGUAAAAUGGCUUGUUAAAAAAAUACAAUUACCUCUAAUUAGUAGUACGCGUAAAUGUUUUACAGAAUGAAAGGCGUGCUUUUUAUUUUCUUACUUCGUUACAUUGGUGGCGAAAGAAGUCUGUAUGAAAAUCAGUUCUUUGCUGACACAAGUUCCAUUUGUUACAAAUGAAUUCUAAUAAAAAUGUCAGUGUUAUGCA